AGAGGGGAGCAGAAGAAGAGGAAGACGGGCAGCUCCGCUGUGGUUGCGACGACAGCAGAUGAGGCUCGCCAGCUUCCUCCAGUGCGGUUGCGGGGCGCCGCGGCCCGAGGAGAAGCCGCAGGCGGCCCGAACGGGGACUGAUCCCCGUGACCGUGGCCGCCGUCGCCGCAGCCGUGGGAACGACGCCUCGAAGCCCUGGAGGCCGUCGCUCGCGGCGAUCUCCGAGAACGGCGCGCCGACGAGGGCGGCGGCGGGUGCCCGAGAUGGAAAGAUGACCGCUGACGGGGCAGAGAAGCACAAGGCCGUCGUCUCUCGUCGGGUCCUUCCUCGCGAUCACAGUGACCACGACCGGAUUCUCUCUUUGAUAUCACUGUAUAGUCCCGCGGUCAGAUUGGCUGUUAUUAGUUACUAUGCUCCAAUACAACAGAUUCAUCUAAAAACUAUGGGUUAUGACAAUUGCAGUGGCAUUCCUCUGUACAAGGUAUUCAGAUGUUUCUUCAGUUGUGCCGGCAUUUAGUCCCACUGCCUUUUUGUUCUAGUGCCUAAUUCAGUGUUCAUCUGCGAUGAAAAAGAAGGAAGAGAAGAGUGAAGGAUGACCGGAAGAUGAAGAAUGCUUUGUGCAAGAUUUAGUGAUUUUGUGCCAUUUACUCAGCAGUCACUUCUUCCUAUUCAUCCUUCCUUUUCUGUAUAUUUUCCCUUUACAAAUCCUUGUGUAUACAAAAGCUAGAAUGAAAUAUGUAAAUAUCAGAACAUGACAAUUCAGAUCAGUAUCUCAUGAUGUCUGAAAGUUAUGUAAUUCUUGACUUCUGCAGGAGUGCAGUUCAGAAGAAGCUUCAAGCUGAGCCACACUGUGGCUGUAGCUUGAACUUCUGCAUCUCUCUUGUUAAAAGGACAAUUUAAAGUUUCUUGCCCUCCUGUUUAUUGAAACAUUGACUAAUUUUUGUGUU
Molecule: messenger RNA, 947 nt
Organism: Musa acuminata AAA Group (dessert banana)
Lineage: Eukaryota; Viridiplantae; Streptophyta; Magnoliopsida; Zingiberales; Musaceae
Exons: 3
Coding region: 59-517 (152 amino acids)
Source: RefSeq, a predicted model, not a curated record